GGUUCUUUGAUUAUCGUCAUACUGAGCUAAAUUUCCAGAGCGCUCUAGCUAGACUCAGCUUUCACGAUUCUCAUUUAUCUUUUAUGUUCCAGACACCAACAUUUGAGAAUUGAAGGACACCAUGACUUCAAAGGCAUUUUCACAAAAUACUUUCAUCAACCCAACUAUUGAAGAAAAGUCAAUAGAGGGGGACAAGGUUUCACGGACGAGAAAACCUUCCGUUUACGACGCUGUUGCAGGUCGGAUUUCCGCAGCAGGUUUCAUUCCUAGGAGUGUGGUUGUCUCCUCAACACGGGAUACUACAUCGUCCUCAUUGAGCGCUGUGCCUCCCGAAGCUGUGUUGUUUCGGAGCAAAAAUGCGCCAACCAGGUAUGCCGAGUCGGACAUCUAUUUUGCAAAUGAGCGAGAGUCUCCGAAAGGGUUGCCAGACUCCGAUCUGCUAAAAUCUCUUCACACCUAUGCUUCAGAUUUCUAUUCUCGUGCAACUGCAGAGGGAGGGUCUAUAGAUUGGCGCAGUAUGGACGAGACGGCUUUGAUAGGUCUGGGUAUUUUGAUGGAAGAAGCAUCUCGAGAAAUCCUAGGGGAAACGGGCGACCUAACUUUUACGGAGGGAGAGGAAUUCAAUAUCGAUACUCUUGGACGCGGUCGACGUUCUCGAACAGGCAGUGUUGUCAGCCUGCCCGCAGAAGCUGGAAGGCCUGCUAAGAGAAGACGCGUCCGUGAUGUUCAUGUCAGUGCAUCGGGUUGAAAUAAAGCAUACGUAGAUGUUAGACAGCCACGACACAGAGCGUUAGACUACGAUCUCAGGCGAGUUGGGGUUACUGUCACACUGGGCUUAGACGAGCUAUUUUGGACCACAGCCAUCACUUAAGGGUUCAAUGUGAAAAACGGGAGCAGAAAUUUUGACCAGUCAGGAUAGCAGAACAGCGAACGAGCUCGUUAUCAGACUACCUUUUACCAGCCCAAUUUUACGGGUAUGGAGCUAUACGAGUAAGAUUGAGAUCAUUAAGAAGGGUUGGUGGCGUGAUAGAUUUUCAUUUAAUCGAGUUAGCCCCUUCACGGUUAAGGGACGAGCCGGAUGCGACAUCUACAUCGGUAUUUUCGGCAUCUAAUGCGGAUGGUGUCUCGCCGCAGCUUUCCGAUUUAUUGGAACGUUCAGAGCUGAUGGUGUACACCGAAACAAACUUGUGCGACCUUGGUCAAAUAUCAAAAAUGGCACUCACGUUCUGAUUUGACACAUCUGAGUAAGCUUGCAUGCUUUGUGUGUUACACCGACAUUUGGGCUGACUCUGAUAGCGCAGGAUAGCGUUUAGCCAUCUUGCUCAAGAGAAAUGAAUGUAACUAAUCCUUGAAAAUUAGCUCGGUUACCGGUAGAAAGCAAUCUUCCAUCAAUGAGCUCUAUUAAAUUAGACGUGAAAGGUUUGAGCGACCGAGUUGAACAAGGUAAGGUAGAUAGAUGAAGGUUGGCUUUUGGUUGGGCAAAGGGUCCGAGUAUUCAAGUCGUCUCCGCUGACACGUGGAAAAAGGUCCGUACAGAAGCACAAGGUGGACCUGGUUAAUCUUGGCCUUAACAUUUCCCGUCUCACCAAUAGUCUCGUUGUAUUCUUGCCUCUGGACUCUGGAGGGGUUGAAAGUUCACCGAUUUCUUAUCUAUCAGUUCAUGUAUUCGGUACAUUGCAAUUUGCCUCUCUUACGGAGGAAUGUUCGGGCUUACAGAAUCGUACCAAUACUGUUUGAAUCAUAUAUAACUUAUAUGCGAUAGCAUCAACCAACCGUUCGUCUAUACGGACUAGGAUUGUAUAUAUCAGAUAUUCGUGUUCUUGUGAAACAAACGAAAUGAUGUAGAUCUAGCUUGAGAUUUUUGAUUCUCAGAAUCGCAUUUUUGUUUACUUCGCUAACGA
Botrytis cinerea B05.10 is the source of this 1901-nucleotide messenger RNA. RefSeq lists its product as hypothetical. The transcript has 2 exons. The record is from RefSeq and is a predicted model, not a curated record. Gene Ontology annotation, molecular function: RNA polymerase I cis-regulatory region sequence-specific DNA binding. Lineage: Eukaryota; Fungi; Ascomycota; Leotiomycetes; Helotiales; Sclerotiniaceae. The coding region runs from base 122 to 748 and encodes 208 amino acids. Gene Ontology annotation, cellular component: RNA polymerase I upstream activating factor complex. Gene Ontology annotation, biological process: nucleolar large rRNA transcription by RNA polymerase I.